GAAUCAUAUUACCAUCGCCACACAACCACCCCCACAGCGACUACACCAUCAUUACUACCAAUAUCCCUACCACCAGCAUCACUACUGCAUUGACAAUAAUCACAACACCAGCAUCUCCACUGCAGUACCACACAGUCACCAGUAUCACUGCCACCUGACCACCACUCCACAACCACCACACCACUAACAACAACCACAAUACCACUGCCACAUCAACACUACCAACAACCACCAUAGUAUUGCCAUACCACCACCAUCAACAACAACAGCACCAUACCACUAUUAGCAAUCACAUCACAAUAAACAACAAAACUAUUGCCAUCACCAACACAUCAUCUCUAAUAUCACUACCACCACCACUACCACAUUAAAAGACCACUAAAUACCACUACCAUCAUCACUACAGCAACCGGAACAGAAACAGCAGCAUCAACCAAUCGAUGCUAUCACACAUAUUGUAUUUUCAAUGUGUUGCUUCCCCCUGGGCUGGCUCACAUCACUGUACGUAAACUGUGGAGUUACAAGUUGGGUGAAUGUUACACUCUCCAGGAGAUAACAAUGUUUUAUCGGUCCCUUGUACAAAUGAAGCAUUAGACUGUAAAGGUUGCAGUAGUCCAUCAACAGGCUUUUACAUUCACUAUGUCACUCCUAUAAAUAGGGAGUCAAAAACAUAAUAUACAACAUUAAUUUGGUUUAUUGUUAUUGUUAUUAUCAAGAAUUAUGCAGAUGUUAAAAGCAUCAAAGGAUCGGUCGGUGCGACUUCGAGUGAUGCCAGAGCAGAGCAACGACUACAGAGUGGUCGUGUUUGGUGCAGGAGGUGUGGGUAAGAGUUCCCUCGUCCUCAGAUUUGUACGGGGGACAUUCCGUGAAAGCUACAUUCCAACAAUUGAAGACACUUAUCGUCAAGUUAUCAGCUGCAACAAACAAGUGUGCACGCUGCAAAUCACGGACACAACGGGCAGCCAUCAGUUCCCCGCCAUGCAGCGCCUAUCCAUUUCAAAAGGACACGCCUUCAUUUUGGUCUACUCUAUCACAAGCAGGCAAUCGCUGGAAGAGCUUAAGCCGAUAUUCAGUGAAAUCACGGAGAUCAAAGGAGACGUCGACAGCAUCCCGAUCAUGCUGGUGGGCAACAAGUGCGACGAGACCAGUCGUGAGGUGACUCAGAACGUAGGAGCUGAACUGGCCAAACGCUGGAACUGUGCCUAUCUCGAAACUUCAGCAAAGACAAAUCACAAUGUGAAGGAACUAUUCCAAGAACUGUUGCAGUUGGAGAAGAGACGGACCAUGAGCCUGCAACUGGAAACAAAGAAAACAAAAUCCCAGAAACGCAAGGAGAAGUUAAAGGGGAAAUGUGUUGUCAUGUAAAACAACACAACAACAAAAACAAAUGAUGCAAAACACAAUAAAGAACAAUAAGAUUAUGUAUGUGGUAUAUAUAUAUAUAUAUAUAUAUACACACAUACAUACACACACACACAUG
Molecule: messenger RNA, 1480 nt
Organism: Octopus sinensis (East Asian common octopus)
Lineage: Eukaryota; Metazoa; Mollusca; Cephalopoda; Octopoda; Octopodidae
Product: GTP-binding protein Di-Ras2-like
Exons: 2
Coding region: 721-1365 (214 amino acids)
Biological process (GO): signal transduction
Cellular component (GO): plasma membrane
Molecular function (GO): GTP binding; GTPase activity; GDP binding
Source: RefSeq, a predicted model, not a curated record